CCCCGCGAGGGGUGAGCUCCGGGUAGGCUGUCCGGCGGCGGCGGCCGCGGUCUGCACCCACUGAGGGCAAAGCGGCCGGGAGGGAGCCGUCCGCCCGGGCUUGGCCUCGGGAUCGCCGGGGGCCUCGCGCCGCUCUCGUCGGCCGUGGGCGGCGGGGUUUCGCAGCCUAUCUCCUUUCCGGGUUGGCGGGCCGCCUGAUCCGGGCCACCCGGCCUGUUGGCUGGGUUACCCGGGAGGCAGCCCGGACUUGCGUGGGCCUGGGGAACGCGGGGGCAGGACGCUCCACCUGUACAAGCCGUCGGAGCCCAGUCGCGGCCGUCGCUCCCGAAGCACGGCAGCCAUGAAGCCCAACUUCUCCUUGCGACUGAGGGUCUUCAACCUCAACUGCUGGGACAUCCCCUACCUGAGCAAGCAUAGGGCGGACCGCAUGGAGCGUUUGGGAGACUUUCUGAACUUGGAGAGCUUCGACCUGGCUCUACUGGAGGAGGUGUGGAGUGAACAGGAUUUCCAGUAUCUGAGACAGAAGCUGUCGCUCACCUACCCAGAUGCACACUACUUCAGAAGCGGAAUCAUUGGCAGUGGCCUCUGUGUCUUCUCCAAACACCCAAUCCAGGAAAUUAUGCAGCAUGUCUACACUCUGAAUGGCUACCCUUACAUGGUCUGUCAUGGAGACUGGUUCUGUGGGAAGGCUGUGGGGCUGCUGGUGCUCCAUCUCAGUGGACUGGUGCUCAAUGCCUAUGUUACCCAUCUCCAUGCUGAGUACAGUCGACAGAAGGACAUCUACCUAGCACACCGUGUGGCCCAAGCUUGGGAACUGGCCCAGUUCAUCCACCACACAUCCAAGAAUGCAGAUGUGGUUCUCUUGUGUGGGGACCUCAACAUGCAUCCCAAAGAUCUGGGAUGCUGCCUGCUGAAGGAGUGGACAGGGCUGCGUGAUGCCUACAUUGAAACUCAGGACUUCAAGGGCUCUGAAGACGGCUGUACCAUGGUACCCAAGAACUGCUAUGUCAGCCAGCAAGACCUGGGACCGUUUCCCUUUGGCAUUCGCAUUGACUAUGUGCUUUACAAGGCAGUUUCUGGGUUCUGCAUCUCCUGUAAGACUCUCAAAACCACUUCAGGCAGUGACCCCCACAGUGGCACCCCCUUCUCUGAUCAUGAGGCCCUCAUGGCUACUCUGUAUGUGAGGCACAGCCCGCCCCAGCAAGACCCCAGCCCUACCAAUGGACCACCGGAGAGAUCAUCAUUGAUCGGCGUGCUAAGGGAGGCCUGGACAGAGCUGGGGCUAGGCAUAGCUCAGGCUCGCUGGUGGGCUGCAUUUGCUGGCUAUGUGAUUGUUCUGGGGCUGUUUCUCCUCGUGUUGCUGUGUGUCCUGGCAGCAGGAGAAAGGGCCAUGGAAGUAGCCAUACUGCUCUGGACACCCAAUAUAGGGCUGGUGCUAGGGGCGGGCGCCAUCUACCUCUUCCACAUGCAGGAGGCCAAAGGCUUGUGUCAGGCCCAGGCUGAACUCCAACACGUGCUGGGAAGAGUAAGGGAAACCCAGAACCCACGCUUAGGGCCUCACUUAGCUCAACUUCUGGCAUCAGGAGGGGAACAGAGCUAAAGAAUAAUAAAGUAUGACACUCUA
Messenger RNA from Nannospalax galili (Upper Galilee mountains blind mole rat), 1624 nucleotides. RefSeq names its product sphingomyelin phosphodiesterase 2 (gene Smpd2). NCBI's taxonomy places the organism in Eukaryota, Metazoa, Chordata, Mammalia, Rodentia, Spalacidae. Gene Ontology annotation, molecular function: sphingomyelin phosphodiesterase activity. The transcript is spliced from 10 exons. The coding region runs from base 341 to 1600 and encodes 419 amino acids. The record is from RefSeq and is a predicted model, not a curated record. Gene Ontology annotation, cellular component: cytoplasm.